Penaeus monodon (black tiger shrimp) is the source of this 848-nucleotide messenger RNA. Its product is annotated as stomatin-like. The record is from RefSeq and is a predicted model, not a curated record. Gene Ontology annotation, cellular component: plasma membrane. The transcript is spliced from 6 exons. Lineage: Eukaryota; Metazoa; Arthropoda; Malacostraca; Decapoda; Penaeidae. The coding region runs from base 1 to 825 and encodes 274 amino acids.
AUGGGAGUUGUUGUCCUGGUAAGGUUUCAGCUGCUCAUUCUCCCGUGUUUCCGCGGAUCUCAGCGAAUUCACCGGCGCAGCUCCUCGCCCUGCAAAUAUACUGCGGAGUUCAUUAUGCAGAAGCCAGCGUUAACGUGGCGUCUCUUAAGUUUGCUUCCACAGAACGACCUCCGGAACUACUGUCAGAGAUAUUUUAAUGUAGUUCUGUUGAUGAAAGACUGGCAAUAUCAGGUGAUGGCCGCCGCAUUCUCCGAAAAAUAUGAAGGUAAUCAAGGAAUACGGCUUUCGGAGACUCCCGUGUUAUCCAAGGACUCAGUAACGGUGUCUGUGGAUGCUGUGGUGUACUACCGAGUGUCCAACCCAAUGGCUGCCGUGUGUAACAUCUCCGAUUUCAGCCACUCCACCCGUCUCUUGGCCGCCACCACCCUCCGGAAUGUCCUCGGUACGAAGAACUUGGCGGAAAUCUUGAGCGAGCGCGAGUCCAUCUCCCACAACAUGCAGAGCUCCCUAGACGAAGCCACAGAUCCCUGGGGUGUCAAAGUAGAGCGGGUUGAAAUCAAGGAUGUCCGCUUGCCCGUGCAACUGCAACGUGCCAUGGCUGCAGAAGCCGAGGCAGCACGAGAAGCCCGUGCCAAGGUGAUUGCGGCCGAGGGAGAGCAGCGUGCUUCCAGGGCCCUCAAGGAGGCUGCAGAGGUUAUCAACGAGUCCCCAGCUGCCCUCCAGCUGCGCUACUUGCAAACGCUCAGUCAAAUAUCUGCAGAGAAGAAUUCGACGAUCAUAUUCCCUCUACCAAUUGACUUAAUCAACAAUCUUGUUUCAAAGUAGGAAAGGUGGGUUAGAGAUAAAUA